CAAUUUCUGGCCUUACUGCAAUGGCAACACGGACUGCGGAUCAGCCUCCACCAGCUAACACCCUUACAACCACGACAUCUGCGUCAGCAACAGAAGAAGAACAACCCUUGAAAGUCGCUGCAAAGAAAAGAAGGAAGAAGCGGCCGACGUUGCGCUUAAGAAAAAAAGGAACCCAUAAAAGUUGUUCUGUGGAAGAAGGACAAGAUACGGCAAAGGUUUCGAAGGAAGCUUUGACCUUGGAAAAAAUCAAGAAAACCGCUGUCAACAAAAUUAAUCCUCGUAACAGCAAGAUUGUUUUGAAAAACAAAAAUAGCAAGGUGGCUCUAAAAGCUAGCAAAAAUAGCAAAGUGACUCUAAAUAAAAAAGAAUCUCGCGAGGUUCCUGCGAGGAAUACACCGUCUCGUGAGGUCAAGUCUUUACCAAAAAGCCUAUCAAAAGAACAACGAAAAGCUGACCACCCGGGUAACCGCAAUACGCAGCCGACUAUGUCAACUGAAGAUGAUUUGACAUCUACGAGGGAGGAGUUCAACGUACUUCUCAAAACGUCAAAGGAUGCCCGGCUUGUAUGGCUUACGCGAAUAUUGCAGAAGGGUAUCGGAUACUUGAUGAUUCGUUACCGUAAAAACUUGCGGUAUACGUCAAGAAGGGCAACAACAGUGGCUUCCAAGGCAAACAUGUCGAAGAAUAGGUACGGUGAUGUCGGAUGCAUUGAUGAGACGAGAGUGGUGCUGAGAAAUUGGCCUAGUAAUUAUAUCAAUGCAAAUUGGGUAGUUUUGCCUAAUGGCAGAAGAUUCAUUUGUGCGCAGGCACCUAUGAAAACAACUGUAUGUGAUUUUUGGCAUAUGAUAUUACAAGAAAACUGUCGUAUGAUCAUAAUGCUUUGUGACCUUAUAGAAGGUGAAAAAGAAAAAUGCAUCAAGUACUUUCCUCAGCAGAAAGGUCAAGCUUUAACUUUUGGCACUACAAAAGUCACCCUCAUUGAACAGUCAUCAUCGGCGUACGGUUUUACCAUCUCCACUUGGAAGGUAGAGGACCGGAGCCAUCAAUGUAACAUAAAGCAUUUGCAAUUGACGGCGUGGCCCGACCAUUCUGCUCCAAAGAGCCCAUCCGCAAUUAUUGGAAUACAUAAGGAGAUUAUGAAAACAUCGCAUGAAACAUUAAUAUUGAUACACUGCUCUGCUGGUAUUGGUCGAACAUGUACGAUUAUGGGUGUCGAAGUUCUGCUGGAGCGAAUUCGUCGCAGACGAGACGUGUCGGGUGUAGCAGUUAUGAAAUGGCUUCGCGAUCGACGUUUUGGUGCUAUACAAAAAGGAGUACAGUUCGUUUUCAUGCACUAUGUUGUGAUCGAACUACUAGUUCAGGAUGGCGUAAUGAAAUCGAAUGAUCCAAAACUGGUUGCUUUUCGACAAAAAUAUGAGAAAUUAUGGAACAGACUGCAAAAGGCGCAGAUCAAGGCUAGGAAAGAACUGGAGCUGAUGAAAACACAAUGCGACGAGACGGAAGCGGCUGCACCAGCCAAGCUACAGCGAGAAUACAAUUUGGAUGAGUCACAGAACUCAGAUGAAACAAAAGAAUUUAUGGAUGAUGAAGAUUUCGAUUCGAUGAAAGGAAUCGAGAUCUUACAGGAAAAUUUUAGGAAACUAAAUGCAACACCAACUUCUUGAUAUUUAUCAAAUGGCAUUUUGGAUGAGAAAAGUUUUUAGUCCUAACCUAAUUCAAUUUUACAAAGAUAU
Molecule: messenger RNA, 1733 nt
Organism: Cylicocyclus nassatus
Lineage: Eukaryota; Metazoa; Nematoda; Chromadorea; Rhabditida; Strongylidae
Source: the annotation of a GenBank genome assembly